This is a messenger RNA of Porites lobata, 2128 nucleotides long. The record is from the annotation of a GenBank genome assembly. Lineage: Eukaryota; Metazoa; Cnidaria; Anthozoa; Scleractinia; Poritidae.
UUAGCCAGCUUUAGAUUAGUAAGGAAAAAGAAAGCAUUGUGGAUGCUCUUGAAUUGCAAUACUUCUCUUGAACUGAUCACUAAGUUUAAUAAGCUUUUUAGGAAGCAGACCAAGAGCCGUAUAUCCUCCAAGUAUUGUCAAUACUUAAAGUCUCUGUUGGACAAGCUGGAGUCCAACACCAAAAAGUUUUGGUCCUUUCACUCCUUAAAGUCUAGAUCAAAACGUCUACCAGAGACAAUGUUUUACUCCAGUAUAAAUGUGCUUACGAAAAACCCUGUCUCCAAAGCGUUUCUAUUUCAUUAAUUUUUCAGUUCUGUUUUUGUGGCUACUACCUCCCUUUAGGGAAGGCAGAGCCACUAUGUCCUGGUGUUGUGUCCGUAGGUCCUGUAAGUACUUAAAUUGCCACAGGAGACCCACUACCUUGGUCCGGUUGAAGUUGUAGCCGCUUUAAAAAGCGUUUUAAAAGAAUGCUUUUGGCAACGCAGAAGUAUUUUGCAGAGAAAUUGAAGCGAUUUGGACCAAGAGCUUAAACAUAAGAGGAAACGUAGUUGUUUGAAAGCAUUUCCGAUGCGUCUGCGAUGUGCUUCUACCCCACGGUUCCUUAAUCUUGCGCCUGACCUGACGACCGUGCAGAACACGGUUCGAGCCCUAGCAGUGAAUUUUUUUCUCUUUUAUUCGCCCUCGUUUUCUUUGCUUUUUGUUUUUCUUUUAAUUCCUAAUUUAAUUUUCUACAGCACGGUUAGAGGUCUUACCAAAUUUAAGACUCGCAGGAGUCUUUCAGAUUAGUACGAUUGUUAACUUGGAGACUGGCUUUCAAGAACCUUUGACUUGUCCAGACGAGAAGUUGAGCGUUUACUUUUAGUUUGUCUCCAAAAGAUAACGGGGGAUAUACAAAUUCCAGCUGGCUGGAAAGUGAUCUGAAAAUUGAAAACGUCAUGCUAUUCUACUCUUUGAGAACCUGUAUAAGCUGAAAAUGGAUGUGAUUUUGACCAUUAGCUUCAAAAUAGCAGAGGAAAUCGAGAUAAGGGAACAUGUUUUGCGUCCUAAUUCGCAGACGAAAAAAUUCGGCUUUCUAUUGCAUAAUAUAUGUUCUUUCAUCGCCAUGAAAUGCGUUUACAUUGUUUUUUUAUUGUCAACAGCCCGGUUAAUACGGCUCCAUAAACUUUACAAGGCGUUUGCCGGCGGAGGUUCCAUGGCAAAAGAAUUAAAUUAAAGCCUUAACGCCAAAUGCACGUAGUCAUCUUUAGUGGUGUAGUGGUAAGGUAACGUCGCAUAAAACCGAAAUUGCCGGGUUCCACUUCUGCUCAGUACUCUUUCUUUUUCUUUUUUUUUUCGUUUUUGUUAUGUUUUUGUUGCUUAUUUGCUUUUUGUUGUUGUUGUUUUUUUUUUAAAAUAUACCUUCCAUUGCAAAAAUAGUUUAUUUAUGGAUACAUAAUCUGAAUUUCUACAAUGUAAAUUCCUUUUUUACUGCAAUGUCAAUUCUACAAAACUAAUAAUAGUACUGCCUUUUAAUUAUUUCCACAAAGUCGUCAGACUUCUCCAGCCUUCACAUUGAUGUUGUUAAUCCUAACUUACUGAUGUAAUAUAUCAAAAACCACACGCAGUGUUUCAUCCGAUAUCCAGACACCGAUAAGUGGGUUGAAAAACGUGGCGCAGCCAAGUUUUUUAAGACCGACUUCGAGGUGUCUGGAUAUCGGAUGAAACACUGAGUGGAGUUUUUGAUUUAGCUUCCCAAAUGAACAAUAGAAAUUCAAAGAUAAAGUCCGCAAAAUUUUGUGGUAUCCAGAAAAAGUGGAAAAUCUAAAAAGGUGGUCCCGUAUUCCCGGUUGGAAUUUCCGAACGGAAUGUCGUGUUCCAUUGACGUUUCUUGUAGUUUGUACCAGUUCCAGGUCCACGGUCGGGCACCCGGCCACGUACCGGGGUUUACGACCAAAUGGAACAACUUUUUACCAAUCGGAAAUUCCACUUUUGCUACCACCGAAAUUUCCGGGUUUUUUUCGUAAAUGGAAAGCGCCCUUUGUUUUCUCUUUAUUAAUUAAUAAAUGAGUUUGAGAACGAUUUAUCCACCUCUCACACAGAGGUCAGGGAUAUCCUAUGUAAGCUGGAUGCCAACAAAGCAACUAGAGUG